Oncorhynchus tshawytscha (Chinook salmon) is the source of this 985-nucleotide messenger RNA. Its product is annotated as tetraspanin-7. Bases 76 to 825 code for a protein of 249 amino acids. NCBI's taxonomy places the organism in Eukaryota, Metazoa, Chordata, Actinopteri, Salmoniformes, Salmonidae. The transcript is spliced from 8 exons. Gene Ontology annotation, cellular component: membrane. The record is from RefSeq and is a predicted model, not a curated record.
CGCUGUGAAUGUCCUCCAGCGGAGAGUCAUGGUAGCGCAAGGUUUGCAGAAACCUCCUUUUCAGUUUACUGUGGUAUGGCAUUGGGCAUAAUGGAGACCAAACCAGUGAUAACCUUUCUCAAAACCCUCCUCAUCGUUUACUCCUUCGUAUUUUGGAUCACCGGAGCGAUCCUCUUGGCAGUGGGAGUAUGGGGGAAGUUUAUGCUGGGCCCUUAUAUCUCUCUGAUAGCUGAGAACACCACCAAUGCUCCAUACGUCCUCAUCGGCACUGGGACUGUCAUCAUCGUCUUCGGCCUGUUCGGAUGCUUCGCCACCUGCAGGGGGAGCCCAUGGAUGCUCAAACUGUAUGCAAUGUUCUUGUCCCUGGUGUUCCUAGCUGAGUUGGUGGCUGGGAUCUCUGGCUUUGUUUUUCGUCAUGAGAUAAAGGGAACCUUCCUGAGGACGUAUACUGAUGCGGUGUUGAACUAUGAUGCUGAGGAUGAGAAGAGCCUGGUUGUGGACAACGUCCAAAGCAGCCUGCGUUGCUGUGGGGUGUACAACUACACCAGCUGGUUGGGCAGUGUGUACUACCCUGCUAACGGCUUUCCCCUGAGCUGCUGCUCCAACUCCUCUGACUGCAGCCCACAGGACCUCCGCAACACCACCAUAAACCACACCAAAAUCAACCAGCAGGGCUGUUAUGAACUGGUCACCUCCUUCCUCGAGAUCAACAUGGCCAUCAUUGCAGGAGUGACUUUUGGCAUCGCUUUCUCACAGUUGAUUGGCAUGUUGCUGGCAUGUUGUCUGUCCAAGAUCAUUACAGCUAAUCAGUAUGAGAUGGUGUAGCUGGGAGAGCAGGGAGAUGAAGAGGAGAGGGUGAACAGCAUCUUGGUAGACUGGGACAGAAGAUCCCCACAACACUAGCACAUUGCAUCACUAACCCCCCUCUCUCGCUUUCUCCCCCCCCCUCCCUCCCUCUCUCGCCCUCUCUCUCUCACGUUCUCUC